ACGUUCUUCACUCGUUGCUCUUCGUCAUCGUCACUGCUCUCUCUAUCUUGCCUCACCUCCCUUCCCUCCACCUGCUGGACUCUGAAGCGAGCAGAGUUGAGUCUCCAGUCACUAUGGAUAUUGCCAUUCAGCACCCCUGGUUCAGACGGGCCCUGGGCUCAGCCUACCCCGCCCGACUCUUUGACCAGUUUUUCGGAGAGGGCAUGUUCGACUACGACCUCUUUCCUUACACCACCUCCACCAUCAGCCCCUACUACAGACAGUCACUGUUCCGCAACUUUUUGGAUUCUUCUAACUCUGGCAUCUCUGAGGUGCGGUCCGACAGGGAUAAGUUCACAGUCUACCUGGACGUCAAGCACUUCUCCCCCGAUGAGCUCUGUGUGAAGGUCACUGACGACUACGUGGAGAUCCAGGGCAAGCAUGGAGAAAGACAGGACGACCACGGUUACGUCUCUCGCGAGUUCCACCGCCGCUACCGCCUCCCCUCCAGCGUCAACCAGCCAGCGAUCACCUGCUCCCUGUCGGCCGAUGGUCUGCUGGUUCUGACCGGGCCCAAGGUCAGCGGGGGGAGUGAAUCUGGCCGCAGCGAGCGCAGCAUCCCCGUCACCCGUGACGACAAGCCCAACGCUGCUGUAUCCUCUUAGAAGCCCGGUCGGUGGGGGGGUUGACCAGUCUUUGACCCUGCCCCUUUCCCCAACAACCUGCAUCCACUGGGGGCGGACGACCACCGUCUCUCCUCCUCGCUUCACUUUCUCCUCUAGAGAUUCUUCUUAGCACACUCUCACAGUACCAUUAGCAUUGUUGCUUUGAGUUUAACAAACAUCACCCAUAUAAGGGUGGUUAGGUGAGGGGCGGCUGGAGGUUUUAAGGAGAAAAGUCAGGUCAGGACGAGGCAUUCACGCGACCCGACCCCUCAAUCUGCUGGUUGUUGUUGGGUUCGCGUCAGAGACAUUCCUCUGACAGUGCAGACGGUCGGAGUUGAGAUUGGGGGUAAAUGCCUUGUCCUAUAGAUUUGCCAUCAGUGAAGUUCUCGGAGCCCUGGCUGCAGCCGUUCUUCUUCUUCUCUCUCGUCUUAAAUAUAUCCUGUCCUGUAAUCUAGGCCUUGUUCAGUGGAGACCACACCUGCUCAUUACUGAGAAGUCCAUACUAAAGAAACAUAUAAUAAAGCUGUACGAUUAACAAACUCCUGUGUGAAUUUCUCCGUCUGUGUUUGUGUGUAACUAAGGGAUCUUCAAUCUUCAAUCUUGUUAAACGUAAUAUUAUAUAUAAUAUAUAUGACCGCAGAUAUAACUACAAAAGGCCAUUUCUGAAGAGACUGCUGUAGGAAUGCCAGCUGCUGAUUGGUCGACGCUCAACUGGAUCGGCUUGAAUGUGGACG
This is a messenger RNA of Scophthalmus maximus (turbot), 1378 nucleotides long. It is a transcript of the gene cryaa, whose product is annotated as crystallin, alpha A. The record is from RefSeq and is a predicted model, not a curated record. Gene Ontology annotation, molecular function: structural constituent of eye lens; protein folding chaperone. NCBI's taxonomy places the organism in Eukaryota, Metazoa, Chordata, Actinopteri, Pleuronectiformes, Scophthalmidae. The transcript is spliced from 3 exons. Gene Ontology annotation, biological process: protein refolding; lens development in camera-type eye; response to heat. The coding region runs from base 114 to 644 and encodes 176 amino acids.